This is a messenger RNA of Wallemia ichthyophaga EXF-994, 1794 nucleotides long. RefSeq lists its product as uncharacterized. NCBI's taxonomy places the organism in Eukaryota, Fungi, Basidiomycota, Wallemiomycetes, Wallemiales, Wallemiaceae. The record is from RefSeq and is a predicted model, not a curated record. The transcript is spliced from 2 exons. The coding region runs from base 1 to 1794 and encodes 597 amino acids.
AUGAGUUGGAAGAAACGCAAAGCGAGCGGUGCAACGUCAGACGAUGUAUUUGAGAAACACAGCGAUAUACCUUACACUCCACCAAUCACAAGCAAGCCUGUUAACUUGAAUUUCAAGCAACACAAAUUCACUGCCAGCACCGCCCACCCCAAGCCAUCAAGUGGGAAUAGCAAUAUGACGCGCUUUAUUCGCCGUAGAGGGAGUUUUAAGGGUACAAUACUCUUAGCGCUCACAUUGCUUUUGCUAUUUCUCUAUAAAACACUUUCAAACACAACAAUAUCAUCUGAGACACACCCACCUAGCACACCUAUGCUCAUAACUAGCGGCGUACUCACCAAGGAAGAUCCACGCUCUCUUCUCCAUCGCCUUAAUAUCCUAACUGACAGAACAACGGUGCAUUUCAAUCGCCGCAACGACACAGCAGCUGACGUAGACGCAAUCGUACAUCUACGCCACAGAGCGGAUAACUUACCGCUGAUAGUAGCAAAUCUGUGCUCAAAUACUCUAUCAGAUGUUAUACGCACUGUGACCGUGUACAAUAACAACCCACUAUCGACGGUGACACAUGACGAUAUGGCCACGUCUCAAUGCCCGCUGAGUAAGUUGAAAGUGGUGAAUGAUUACGAUGACGGGGGUUUCGGUCAGAUGGCGAGGUAUGAAUUGUGUGCAAGUGCAGAUCCAGACUCACGCUACUGCUUCAUUCAAGACGACAAGCACAUCCUGCCGCCUUCUGUCAUAAGGUCUAUGCGCUUCUUACGCGAUUUGGAUCCUCAUGGUUCGCCAAUUGUUCCCGCUUCCAGCGAGGGUUAUAUACAGGCACGUUGGGAACACUGCCUGAACGCUCCUGAUCUCAAUAUACACACAUGCGCAUAUAGCAUGGAUCCUGGUGCACUUCUCUCGACGCGCGUGGCAGAGUCUUUCCUGCGCUAUAUGCAACAAGUUGGGGUAGAUAAUACGGUGGACACUGUGAGCAUCGUUGACCGGGUAAACGGGGUAAAUAUGGUAGAUGUGACGAAUUCGGCAUCGACAGACAGCUACUAUAGCAUCCUCUCUAACUCACACCCCUCAUCCGUCAUGGUCGUAGUCGUGCCCUCCUUGUGCGACUUGAUGAGGAGCAGCGGUGAGGAUGCGGCGGCAGUAAUGACGAAUGCAAAGGUUUACGGUGAAUACGAUGUGCUGCUAGACUCCUUAACGCAGCUUCCUUCACACUCAUCAUUCACUCAGGUGAAGGAAGAUGGUGUGCACAAGCUAAUGCAUUCUGUAAAGGCUAUUGGAGAUAACGGACUAGUGCUUUUGAGCAAUUUGCAGCUUCUGCCUUUUGUAGGUGCGCGCGAUAGCUGGAAUGGUACCACCCCUUUUGCGGAGUGGAUUGAGUAUCGUAGAAAGGAACUAGGCGAAGAGCGAAAAAAGCAAACGAUCGAGAGCGGCUAUGGAGCGAUGCUUGAUGGUAACUCAACCACUUACUUUAAAUCUUUCGGCGCUGCUAUGAUGGCAGACUUUGUUGGUUUUAAAGUGCCGAGUGGUGCACAUUCACUCCAUUUGGCUGUAGAUUCUACCGCACUACUCGCACUACUCACAACACAGUACUCUCAAGAUGGCUUGUCGUACUUUUCUCUUGAUCACUCUUUACAUUGCCAGCCGGCUAAAAUGCACACGAUGCAUGGCAACAGACUGUUUGAAUGCUCAGUUCCACUCGUUCAAGGGUUUGAAUUUGUCAGGUUUAUCGUGACAGAUGACGUUGACUUGUCAGUUGAAUGGUCUAUCAAUGAAGCUUGGCUGGGGUGGAAUGGAUAG